CUAAUCUCAAUACAAUUUAGGCCCUUUAACCAGGAUACUCUUACAACUGACAGAAACCAUGAUAUCAUUCACAUUCUAACGAAAGCAAGGUUGAGGCAGUUUUCUUGUUGUCUGAAUUCCCCGUAUUUGAAGCUCAACAAAACGUAAGUGUAUUCAUUUUACAUAAUCUACUACCAAUCUGAUACCAAAAUAUUGAAAUCGCUAGGAAAUAGUCCAGCGUAUAAAAAAUUAUUUUUCUCUCCUUGCGUCCGCAAAUAUUCGCUAUCUGUGAGUUUAUCCAAUUUGAGUUGGACUAUCUUAAUUUUUUUGUAUCAACGUUUCCUCCUGUGUCCUGGGCACUCGGAAUACCCGCGUCACUUGAAAACUCUUUAAGGCCCGGUACAGACGCCAAAUUUUUCAUAUGCCGAACCUAAUACAUUGAAUUAAGUGUAUGAAAAGUUCGGCGUGUGAAUCAAUAAGGAGCACCCAUUUCAAUUUGGAACGGCUCAGCCGUUCUUCCCGCCUAGCUUUGCGGGAAAUUUCGACUUUGGAAUAAAUUUCGAAAGGGUAUGAUUCAGACGCUGAACUUUGCAUGUACCGAAGCUAAUGCAUAAAUUAUUAUAACGUAUUUUCGUGGCAUUUUGACCGAAAUGAGCAUUUAUCCGUUUUGCAUUAGUCAUUUAUUGUACUUUAAGUUAUCGUUUUUGGAAAGAUUUUGGUUCGCGUUUAUUAAUUCUGUAGUUUCCUUCUUUUCUUUUGCUACAUAUGCUAUGCAUUGGUAUGCAUCGAAGAUGAUCGAAAUUUACGAACUAAUAUCAAUGCAUUCCUACAGAAACUUAAAUACAUUUUUUUACGCAAUGAGCAGUCAGUUAUGGAAAAGAAUACUACAAAGUGUUUACAAUAAGCCGUUUUUGUGCAACUUUCAGCAUGGAAAAAAAAGGGAGAGAGAGAAAAAGCUUAACGGGGGCACGAAGGCAAUAAAUUGAUCGAGUCGUAUAGUACGCAACCAACUGCAGAGUAACAGUUCGAGUCAUCAUCGAUUGUUUAAUAGGCAAUUUAUAACUCAAGUAAAUUCCGUUCAGUUCAACCUGCUCUUACAGGGUGGGCCUCAUUAGUUCUUCUACCUUCUCUUUCCAGAACUUCCCCAGCUUCCACCAUCCACAGCAACAUAGCCAGGUUUUACAACAGUCCACUAAUAUAAAUUCUUCAACUGCUCCAGAUUUUUUAGGUUCUGUGUUUCAUAGUUGUUAUUAUUUUUCUAACCCUCGCAUCUGCAGUUAAUAAUAUGGAUUGGAUUCUCUUUUCUUAUCCAUUAGAAACUUUUUUUGAGUACCUUGUUUUCAAACAGUGUGUCGGUAAAAUAUACACUAAAAGAGAAGCUUUUUCGAGUUUUGUUCCGUGGGGCGUUGCGAGAGUUCAUUUGACAUGAUAGCCUGUCAAGCCCUAGACUACAAGUAGUCCCCCAUUUUUCCUCAGGGAUAGUAGAGCGUGCGAAACGCUAGCGCACGUUCACGCGCGCUCGCGUUUCGCUCGCUCCACUAUCGCUAAGGAAAAAUGGGGGACUACUCUUAGUCUAGUCAAGCCCUGGUCCAGUCACAGUUACAAUAAAAAAAAUUCAACCAAUCAGUGUGCUUGCUUUCGUUAUUUCCAAGCGCGCUCACCUCUUGUUUUUGUUUUUCUUUCUCUCCCAAUAUUUUAGAUAUGUAAAAAAUUAAUCAGAGGAUUAUAAAAUAAAUGAACCCCUUUCUAGCUUGCUGGUAUAUCGGAUGAUGAUGCCCUUGGCUGAGAAGAUUGUCCUCAAAAUUUUACAUUUACCCUUAAAGCUUCGCUUCUCUCUCAGCCGCGGGCAUUAUCCUCCGAAAUACAAGCCGUCUGAAGGGGUUUAUUUACUAAAUAAUCGACUAAAAAUAUGUUACUGUAACUAAGAAAUUAUCCAGCACAUACACAUUAUAGAGUACACAGUAUACUCUUGCGUCGAUAUCUCGUGUCCAAACAAAAUGAAACAUGGUCAUGUUCGCUAAGUGGCUUACAGUAUUUCACAACAACCGCGCUAGAAAAAAAUAGUCUCUUGCUGAAUUUGUCGUUACAGAAAGCUGAGUAUUCGUCGAGUGGUAAAAACGUAUGGCUCCCUGUUCCUUUUGAGCCGCACGGUUAGAAAGUAGCACUGAUUUUCAUUAAGUGCCAUUUCUAAAAACUUUGUAAGAUUGCAAGGGAAAGCACUAAGGUCAACAUUUUUUAAAAACAUCCUAAAACUUUUUUUGGGAAACCAAUUUCUCCCUUUCAGCAGUUAAUUUUGUUAUUAGCCUUGUCAAGAGACAUAACAUCCGCUUUAUGUAUGCGCUGUAACAGUCAAUGUCGGAAGUUCAUUCCUAGGCAAACUUGACAACCUCGAGGCAUAAAAGAAAGUAACGAUAAUAUAUAGAUUUAGCCAGGGCUAAAAGCGAAGCUCUCUUUAAUAUUUGUAGACUACUUAAAUAGAGUAUAAAAUUGAGUAAUACUAAAGACAAGGUGAAAACAACGAAAACGGUAAAAAACAACAACAAUAGAUCUAAUUAGCAAGAAAACAAUUUUGCACGUGCAGCACAUUUUUUGUUUUCUAAUUAGCAAAAAAAACAACUUUGUACGUGCAGCAUACUUUUUUGGACACUUCCUUGCCGUUGUUUUCCAGGCAUGUCUCAUCAAUGAAAUCAAUGACAUCAAUGUGUAAUCGAUGAGUAAUCAAUGGGUAAUCAGUUGAUUAGUCAUUGAUUAUUGCCAAUGAUCAAUUGGUAAUCGAUGAGUAAUCGAUAGGCCACAAAAUUUUCAGUCAUUGAUUACUCAUCGAUUGCAUUGAUUAGUCACUAAAUACAUUAAUUACUCAUCAAUAUCAUCGAGUGGCUGCAAAUGACAUUUCUAGUAUAAGGGAAUAAUAAAAAAAGGAAAAUAGAUUGAAGGUAACAUUAAUGACUUUUUAGAUUUUAUUGCAACUUACACCGCGGGAAUUAUAGAAAGCUGGCGAAGAAGCUUUUUCUUUUAAAAAAAUAUAUUUUUCUUGAUUCUCGUCAGUUCAUCCAGAAAAUUCCACUAACUCCAUCAGCAGAUGUCAUUCUUCUCCUACAUAACGAAACAGUUGCUGAAAUCGAAGGGCACCGCGAACGACCUGAACGCCAGGAAAAGAAACUCGAGGAAGCGGCGAAAAGGGAAAAACAUAAAAAAUACGAACGUAUGAAACAGGGACCAGCAGAGAAUAUGACAGUGGCGGUUUUGAAGGAAUUAUUAAAAGAUAAAGGAAUUGCCUUCAGUUCAAAAGCCAAAAACCGGAACUUGUCGAUCUUUUUAAUGCCGCUCACCAUACUCUGCUAGACCUAGCUGCAUGAAAGUGAGAGUGCCAGUUGCAACGCUGCGAUGUACUGCAGCUGCUUACGACGGCAGUAUUCCAAAGUUCAAGCAGUUUUUCUUUGUAAAUAAACAGCUACCGAAGGAGAUAUCACGCCAUUUAGCUUAUUGAUACGUAUAAGGCUCAGCAACUUUAUAGAAAUGUUAUUAUCGUUAAGCUGUUUUGUUAUCAUUACGAAAUUAAUGAAAACGUACAAUCAAAAAUGAAAUGUAUUUGUUGAGAGCACCGCUUUGUUUGCAUAUGUCUAAGAGGGGAUAGCUUAUGAGUCUUCUUGACGAGUCAGUCUCGCCUGCGUUAUAACUUCAUUUACAGGUAAACAUCAUUUCAAUAAAAAAGAGUAUUUCUCCAUAUUACUAGCAGAAGCUGGCGGGAAAUUCGUAAUAAAUGAGUUAUCAAUAGGUAACCAAUGAGUAAUCAAUGACAUCAAUGACUAAUCAGUGACAUCGAUGAGUAAUCAAUAGGCCACAAAAUAUUUUGUCUUCGAUUAGUCGUCGAUUAUUCAUUGAUCAUCGGCAAUAAUCAAUGACUAAUCAGCUGAUUACUCAUUGAUUAUCCAUCGAUUACUCAUUGAUGUCAUUGAUCAUCGAUGAGAUAUACCUGGUGUUUUGUACCACUAAAACGUGAAGCUUCUUUUAACUUCCUAUCUACGCGCGCGUUUUAUGGAGGAAAUGUUUGUUUCUGUUCACUCUGUUUUUCACUGCCGCUCAUUUUCACAUUGGUAGCCACUAGCAUUUCUAAUUUUCUAACCGCCGCUAUAUAACCUUCAAGUUUUUCUUCCAAAGAAAUUGGACUCCGUUUUUAUUUGUUUUUUCGCUCUAGCUCUUUUCCCGUUAUCUAAGUUAAUGUAGACAUUAAAAUUUCGUGGAAAGAAAGACCCCCUGUGAUUUACCGCCGAAACGAGCGAGGUGCUAGGAAUGCAAAAUCCUAGCACCUCAGCAAUAACAUACUCCUCCCCCGACGGGCUGACUUCUGACUCCCCUCCCCCUCCCCCAGCGUCUUUACGGACGGGAGGUCUUACGCUGACGUCACAACCAAAUUUUCUUAGCUAUGGGGCUCCGCUAUAAAAAAUCUACGUCGAUCCAUAUAAUAAACUUAUCGCAUCAGUCGCGUUACACAUCUUAAACAUUUAAAUUUUUAAAGGUACGUUUAUGAUCCGACAAGUGAGCAUAACUCGCCGUGAUUAGUCUGUUCGAACAUAUGUUUUUUGCUUGCCUCGAUAUCAAGGUCUGCAGUCAAAUAAAGAAUCGGAAAAAAAUUAUUCUCUGGAGGGGCUUACCUCUCACCAGUCUCCUCAGAUACUGCACAAAGAGGCUUCUGCGACGGGAAGAAAUGUAAUAUUUGAGUUACUUCCCAAAAUGAAACCCAUUACCGUAAAUGUCAGUUUGGCGACAUUGUUUGUGGUGAUCAUUCUGUCUUUCUUUUUUAAAAGGAAAUCUGGAAAGGCUGGUUGAAAAAUGUGGCUUCUUACACAUUCUCGUUUGUUCGACAUAUACUUUUACCACAAAGUUUUAUUCUUUGUCUGGAUUCUUACUCAAUGUAACCCGGUCAGAGGAAAUCCAAACAUUGCUACUGUAACCAAAGCCAGAUGCUAUGCAAACUGCUUGACAGAGGUCAGUCGUCUUAUAGUAUUUGUAAUCAGCUUUCUGUACAAGUGGAUGUACCCCGAUCUCUACCAAAUUUUGUCAAGCUAUAUGCUUUCUACUUUCAUUCAUAAACACGAAAAGGCAUACCAACUUAAAGCCUAAGGGUCGGUUAUUUAAACGAAGUCUAACUUAGACCGCGAUUUAGCAAAUCCUUGAACCUUUAGAUAUCUUCCUCAGUAGGUAAUUUUAAGGAAAUAAUUUCUCUUCCAGUCUACGCCUUAUGCUUUCAUGAAACUUUUCGCGGUAAAAGCUGUUAAGAUAAAAGCAUUGGGCGAAAUGAAAAUGGCUUAGAACGCGGUUCUGUUAAACACUGGCUAAACUCCGUUUAAAUAACUGGCCCUUAAGUGUUUAGCCGUCCGAAUAACGAACACAGAUCUAGUAGUAACUAUACCUUACCAACCAAAACGGAUUCAGCCCAAACAAGAAAUAAAAAUGAAUUCGAAAUUCUGAGUCAAACUGCACUUGUCUACACCUCGUGGAGUGUUGAUUCUAAUAAAGCCAGUAAGUGCGUUCGCUACUGGUAAGAGCACUCGCAUUAGUCUGUAAACAGGAGAGAGUGAGUGAGUGAGUGAGUAAGUAAGUAAGUAAGUAAGUAUGUAAGUAAGAAAGUAAGUAAGUAGGGAAGUACGUAGGCAAUUAAGCAUUUAAGUACAAUGUAUGUGAGUGAGUGCAACUAAGGAAAACGCGAUAACGAAACUAUAAUAGUCCUUGGUAUAUCUGAUAAGCGUCGUGAUUUUCUGUUUUCAGAAUCCAGCGAUCAAUGAAACUGGAAUUCCCUGUCAAACAUCUGCCUGUAAAAAAGUAAGUAUCAUUAUUUCCAUUUAAAAUAGUAACCAUAAUUCAGUUUCCUGAGGUCGAAGAAGGUGCAAAAAAAAGUAUAAAAGGCGAAACCACAUGGAGUGCUUUGUAAAUGAUUUGCCAUUAACAAUAUUCAUUUUCUAUCCUUGACAUCUUUUUUUAGUGCUUAGGUCCAUGUGAAUCGUCUUAU
Porites evermanni is the source of this 5986-nucleotide messenger RNA. The record is from the annotation of a GenBank genome assembly. Lineage: Eukaryota; Metazoa; Cnidaria; Anthozoa; Scleractinia; Poritidae.